UUCUGAAAAUCAGUUGACUACCAAUAUUACGCAGAAGGUUUUGAAGCUCCACUCUACACUAUCACUAUAUUGCCUACAUAUGGUUUAAAUAUGAAUAUCUGAGGAAUGAAAAACUCAGUCUAAUUUCGAUACCAAAGAAACACAGAAGAUGAGGAAAAUCGCGAUCUUGUUUGUUCUCUUCACAACUGCGCUGGUUGAAUCGAAGGCCCAGUGUCCACGCAUCAUAUCUCGGGCGAAAUGGGGAGCUCGUGCUGCCACCAGUGCCGUUUUACCGAACCGACCGGCACCGUGGGUUGUGAUACACCAUUCGGAGGGAGCUCACUGCACCACCGAUUCCGGAUGCGCUCAGCAGAUGCGCAACAUUCAGAGCUAUCACAUUGACAGCAAUGGUUGGUCCGACAUCGGCUACAAUUGGUGCGUUGGAGAGAAUGGAGCCGCCUACGAGGGUCGAGGUUGGGGCCGCCAAGGAGCCCAUGCUCCGAAAUAUAAUGACCGUUCGGUUGGUAUUUGCAUGCUAGGAUCAUUUAUGGAUGUUGUUCCGAAUGUGGCCGCUCGUCGGGCUGCUCAGUCGCUGAUCCAGUGCGGUAUAUCCUUGGGACAUAUUGACAGUUCCUAUUGGUUGAUUGGACAUCGACAAGUCAAGGAUACGGACUGUCCCGGUAAUGCGCUGUUCAAAGAGAUUCACAGUUGGUCUCGGUUUAAAUCGAACGUAUGAUGAUUUUUUUUUUUGACAAUUGACAACGGAAGAAAACAAUUACUAAACUGUCAGAUUAAACCGGCCCCCUGUCACGACGCCAUCUUGAUGAGAUCAAAAUCGGAACUUCAAAAUCAGCUGAUUGCAAUGUAAACAAACAAACAGUAAUACAUUUGUUUUACGCGUUUACCUUGUUUAGUGCACGAAAAUUAGUGAAUUUUGGCUCGACUCUCUCACAAUAACUUGUCGGUUUACCUAAAAUACAGCAGACAGUGUUUUGGGACAUCAACUGAGGAUAAAUUUUCACAAUUUGAGAGUCGCGAUGAGUAUCAAAACAUCGCAGUGUUUGGGGCUCGAAACGCGAGGGGCUCAACGUAAUCGGUAUACUUUCAAAUGGCUGGUGCUCACAUACCGGUGUCAGA
Messenger RNA from Malaya genurostris, 1116 nucleotides. Its product is annotated as peptidoglycan recognition protein 1-like. Gene Ontology annotation, biological process: peptidoglycan catabolic process; innate immune response. The coding region runs from base 149 to 715 and encodes 188 amino acids. Gene Ontology annotation, molecular function: N-acetylmuramoyl-L-alanine amidase activity; peptidoglycan binding; zinc ion binding. The record is from RefSeq and is a predicted model, not a curated record. Lineage: Eukaryota; Metazoa; Arthropoda; Insecta; Diptera; Culicidae. The transcript has a single exon.